UCUUUUUCACUCAUUCUUCUCACUCUACAUAUCAACAUAUUAUAUGUUUCUUUCCCAAUUUUGGGAAAAACAAAAUCUAUUUCACAAAAUUUCCAGCCAAAAAAACACAAGAAGAUAACUCUAUGGAAGAAGUUCAACAAAAGCUCUUAGAUAUCCCAAAUGAAGAAAUAUGUGAGGAUGAAAAUUCCAACAUUGAAUCAAGUGGAUCAACUCAUUCUUGUUCCUACUUUGCUAAGCAUAAAUGGUGGUACCAAGUUGCCAUUUUUACCCUUUUUACUCUAAUUGGAGAAGUAGUAACAACACUAUUGGUUAAAACAUAUUUUACCAAAGGUGGUAAAAGUAUAUGGUUAGUCUCAUUAGUGCAAAAUGCAGGGUUCCCAAUUCUUCUUCCUUUCCUAUACUAUGUCUCACUCAAAAAUAAUAGCCAAAUUGAGGUAAUUGAAGGAAAUCAAGAACCCCAUAUUUGCAUAAUCUUUUUAGUUUAUGUUGUUCUAGGUGUGUUACUUGGUGGGGUUAGUGUUUUCAACUCGGUCGGUCUAAAGUACCUUCAAGUCUCAACGUACUCUCUCACUAGUACCACUCGACUAGGGUUCACUAUUAUCUUCUCUUUAUUCCACAGUGCACAUAAGUUCACCCCAGCUAUAGUAAACUCUAUAGUUCUUGUAAUAGCUGCCUCAGUCAUUCUGGUGGUUCAUAAUAAUGAGUCCGGGGAAAUGUCUAGUGGAAAGUUUUUGCUAGGGUUUUUUUCUACGAUUGGUGGGUCUGUGACAUAUUCCUUAGUGCUUUCUCUAACUGAAUUUUCGUAUCGAAAAAUAAUAAAGGGUAGGAAGUUCAUAGAUAUUAUAGAGAUGUCAAUUUACCAAACCCUAGUUGCAAGCAUAGUGAUCCUACUAGGUUUUUUUAUAAGUGGAGAUUGGAAGAAUUUAAUCAUGGAGAUGGAAAAAUACCAAUUAGGGAAAUUAUCUUAUGUAGUCAUCUUGUUUUUUAUAGCCAUUUCAUGUCAAUUAAAAGUUGUGGCUUCAAUUGGGCUAGUUUUUAAAGUCAACCCCCUAAUGUCCAAUGUUUUUAACAAUUUAGGGGCUCCAAUUACUCCAAUUUUUUCUGUGAUUUUUCUUCAUGAUAAGAUUAAAGGUUUAAAGUUGGUGAUUAUGUUUUUAGCCUUUUGGGGAUUUGGUUCACAAAUUUAUCAACAAUAUCUCAAUCAUAUGGAGGCCAAGGAAGAGUUAAUAGAACAAAACUCUAAAGAAGUUUCCUCUAGUUGAACCCCGGAGAAACUCGCAGCUGCUACUCUUUUGGUGUGCCCUGAGUAAAUCCGCUCUUC
This is a messenger RNA of Solanum tuberosum (potato), 1321 nucleotides long. RefSeq names its product probable purine permease 9. The coding region runs from base 123 to 1262 and encodes 379 amino acids. The record is from RefSeq and is a predicted model, not a curated record. Gene Ontology annotation, molecular function: purine nucleoside transmembrane transporter activity. Gene Ontology annotation, cellular component: membrane. The transcript is spliced from 2 exons. Lineage: Eukaryota; Viridiplantae; Streptophyta; Magnoliopsida; Solanales; Solanaceae.